AAUCGUAUACAAAGAAAAAAAAAACAAAAAAACUGAGGAAGCGAAAUUAACUACGAGUCUGCUGGUACGCUCCCCUUAGUACAAUCGUCCUGAAAAUGAGAGCCACGACGACUAAGUUCGGGAUUGGUUUAACAAAGAUUAAAGAACAGGAAUUUUUUAAUUUCAAAAUGAUAAGGCCUGUGGCUUUCUUCAUUACAAAUACCUACAUAAGAUGCUGACCGUAAACACUAGUAGUAGUGGUUGAACUGAACCUUCCAACUCGCCUUCCAACUCGCUUGUCACGUUAAUACCUAUAGUUCAGUCUGGUUUGACUCCCACAGAAGACAUAUCCAGCUUAAGCGAUAUUAGUUGUCAUUCAGAGUGUGCUGUGCUAUUUUAAAACUUGGUGGCGUAUUGGUGUUGUAUUAAGAAGUAAGGAGCAUACAGUGAAUAAUGUUACACUCUGGACACAUUACAAGGCAACUCCAACUAUAUUUGAGUGUGUUUCUGGGGCUGUUUUUUUAUUCAAGGAAUAUAAAUGCUGGAGUAACUAGCAAUUAUGUUCGGCCACAAUGGCCAUCUACUGAUAUGCCCCUGGACUAUCCAGCGUUUGCAACACCAAAGGGCUACAAUGCUCCACAACAGGUUCAUAUCACUCAAGGUGAUUAUGAAGGAAAGGCAGUUAUUGUAUCUUGGGUGACCCCAUCAGAGCCUGGAUCCAGCGAGGUGUUUUAUGGCACAACAGAGCACACCUAUGAUCAUCAUGCAGAAGGCUUAGUAACAAACUACACAUUUUUCAACUAUACAUCUGGUUUCAUUCAUCAUUGUCUUAUUGAUGAUCUUGAGUAUGAUCAAAAGUACUACUACAAAAUUGGGAAUGGAAGCUCUGCACGUGAAUUUUGGUUUUUUACACCUCCAAUAAUUGAUCCAGAUUCUUCUUACACAUUUGGAGUAAUAGGGGACCUAGGGCAAACAUUCCAUUCUCUUUCAACUUUCGAGCAUUAUUUACAAAGUAAUGGGCAGGCAGUUCUAUAUGUUGGAGAUCUCUCCUAUGCUGACGAUCAUAAGUUUGACAAUGGUAUUCGUUGGGAUACAUGGGGGCGCUUUGUGGAGCCAAGCACUGCUUAUCAGCCAUGGAUAUGGACAUCAGGAAAUCAUGAAAUAGAAUUCAAACAAAACUUGGGAGAAACUGUUCCUUUCAAACCUUUUCUCCAUCGAUACUACGUUCCUUUCAAAGCAUCUAGCAGUACUUCUCCUCUUUGGUAUGCAAUAAAACGGGCAUCUGCACACAUUAUUGUUUUGUCUAGCUACUCUCCAUAUGCGAAAUAUACUCCACAAUGGAUUUGGCUAAAGAAUGAGCUCAAGCGCAUUGACAGGAAGAAGACACCUUGGCUUUUAGUUCUGAUGCAUUCUCCUAUCUACAACAGUAAUACUUAUCACUACAUGGAGGGAGAAACUAUGCGUGUUGUAUUUGAGCAAUGGUUUGUCAAAUACAAAGUGGAUCUUGUGUUUGCAGGCCAUGUUCAUGCCUACGAGCGUUCUCAUAGGUUUUCAAAUAUAGCAUACAAUAUUACAAAUAAAGAUUGUUCGCCCAUUGAAGACAUGGCUGCCCCUGUCUAUAUAACCAUUGGUGAUGGUGGGAACAUAGAAGGGAUUGCUGGAGAAUUUACAGAACCACAACCUGCAUAUUCAGCUUUCCGUGAGGCCAGUUAUGGCCAUGCUAUGCUGGAGAUUAAGAACCGCACCCAUGCCUACUAUUAUUGGAAUCGCAACCAGGAUGGAACAUUUGUGGCAGCAGACUCAGUUUGGUUCUACAACCAGUACUGGUGGAAUGAAUCCCAAAUAGCUCAAACAAGCAGAAUAAAGAAAGAUGGCAAAAGGAUCCGACCUCGUCACCAGAGAUCACCAUCCACACAAUUGGAUAUUCUUUGAAAAUUCUAUAGCACCUGGGUUUCUUGACGGUGUGUUGUAAACUUGCAAAAGUAUGUACUUUUAACAUUCAUGGUGUAUAAACUUGAAUAUAUUGAUAUUAUUUACCGUAUAUCUUGUGCCAGUUCUCGGUUAAAUUGAAAAAAGAAACAUCACAAAAUAAUGGAGACAAUAUGGAUAAGGGCCCUUUCAACGACAUUACAACCACAAGAGUAUCACUUUGUGAAUCUGGCAAAAACCAUGUUCACUGAUAUAUGGGGUGAUAUUUGCAGCUUUGGGACAGGUAUAUGGUUAAAAUUGAGGUAGCAGCGUAAAAGAGGAUCCCCCAGAAUAAUAGCAGGUUGUUGUACACUCCCAAAAGAAGAGGGGCCUUCUAGAAUUUCAUGGUUGUACUGUGAACAUGUUUUGAACAUUUGUUACCAAGUAAUCUCUCCGGUUUUGAGCAUUGUUUCA
Messenger RNA from Cryptomeria japonica (Japanese cedar), 2361 nucleotides. Its product is annotated as bifunctional purple acid phosphatase 26. Gene Ontology annotation, molecular function: acid phosphatase activity; metal ion binding. The transcript has 11 exons. Bases 433 to 1911 code for a protein of 492 amino acids. Lineage: Eukaryota; Viridiplantae; Streptophyta; Pinopsida; Cupressales; Cupressaceae. The record is from RefSeq and is a predicted model, not a curated record.